Molecule: messenger RNA, 2908 nt
Organism: Danio aesculapii
Lineage: Eukaryota; Metazoa; Chordata; Actinopteri; Cypriniformes; Danionidae
Gene: sec62
Product: SEC62 homolog, preprotein translocation factor
Exons: 8
Coding region: 50-1240 (396 amino acids)
Biological process (GO): post-translational protein targeting to membrane, translocation
Cellular component (GO): endoplasmic reticulum; endoplasmic reticulum membrane
Source: RefSeq, a predicted model, not a curated record
ACUUCACUCUGUUCGUGACCACGUCAAGGGAACCCAGAAGUUAGAAAUCAUGGCGGAGCGCAGGAGACACAAGAAGCGAAUUCAGGAGGUCAGUGAACCUACUAAGGAGGAGAAGGCAGUGGCCAAAUACCUGCGCUUCAACUGCCCCACCAAAUCCACCAACAUGAUGGGACAUCGAGUGGAUUACUUUGUCGCCUCUAAAGCAGUCGACUGUCUGCUGGAUUCAAAGUGGGCCAAAGCAAAGAAGGGUGAAGAAGCUUUGUUCACAACCAGAGAGUCGGUGGUGGACUAUUGCAACAGGCUCUUAAAGAAGCAGUUCUUCCACCGAGCCCUGAAAGUGAUGAAGAAGAAGCCAGAGAAAGACGUCAAGAAAGAAAAGGACAAAGAGAAAGAGAAAGAAAAAGAGAAGGCUAAAAGCGACAGCAGCAAGGAAGAGGAGAAGAAGAGCAAAAAAGACAAAGACAAAAAGAAGGAUUCUGAGGCUGCCGACACAAAGAAGGACAAAAAUGAUGACAGUCCUGGAUCUCCAAAGAAGAAGAAGGAUGUUAAGAAGAAGUUCAAGCUGGAGCCUCAUGAUGACCAGCUGUUCUUGGAUGGCAAUGAGGUUUAUUUUUGGAUUUAUGAUCCAGUCCACUUUAAAACCUUUGCCAUGGGGUUGAUUCUAGUGAUUGCCGUCAUUGCAGCCACUCUCUUCCCUCUGUGGCCAGCUGAGAUGAGAGUUGGAGUGUAUUACCUGAGCGUGGCAGCAGGAUGUUUCGUCGCCAGCAUCCUUCUCCUGGCUGUUGCUCGAUGCAUCCUGUUCCUGAUCAUCUGGCUAGUGACCGGCGGCCGGCAUCACUUCUGGUUCCUACCGAACCUAACAGCCGACGUUGGCUUCAUCGACUCCUUCCGGCCCCUCUACACGCACGAAUACAAGGGUCCGCGCUCCGGCUCCAAGAAGUCCAGUGACAAACCCGACAGCAAGAGUGCAGACUCCAGCAAAACACAGAAAUCCGACAGCGAGGACAAAUCGGACAGCGAGAAGAAAGAGGACGAAGAGGAUGAAGACGACAAUAAAGACAUAGAGGAAGCGGAGCAUCAGACGGACACAGACAGCGACCGGCGGGAGGACGAAGGAUCGCAGCACAGCAACGGCAACGACUUCGAGAUGAUCACCAGAGAAGAGCUGGAGCAGCAUACAGAGGAGGAGGAAGAAGAGGAAGAGCAGAGCCAGACAAAGCCCUUGACUGUUCAGACAUAAAGCUUUUCCUCACGGCGCCGCACACACAUUCUCCCAUGCUCCAUGUGGACCUGCUGACGUACUUCUGUCAUGUUCAGAAGAUGUUUCCCCAUUUCCGUUCAGGCUGAGGUCUUCUGGUGAGAGCAGGAAACGGCUUAUGAUGAUGACUAUGGCAGUAUCGCAAAGGCUGUUUUGGAAACGCUUCCCCCGCGCACACACACACACACACACGAACGCUAUCAAUGCAACAAAACAAGUCUCCCUCACCUCAUGUUUUUCUUCGCUUUAUUUCGUGUGUUCGCAUUGUCUGACGUCAAGCUUUGUUGUGUAAACGUGAUCAUACAAACUGGAAUGGUGAGCGUUCACAUUGGUUGAUCGUUCGCCGCACAAUUUAGUCAAGGUUUCUUGCUUUUGGAUCAUUUGGACGGACCAACUGAUUUUGUCUUAGAUGAGUGUUCCAAUCAGUCAUAACUCUCUCUCAUUUCUGUGUUGAACCCUGGGAGAUCUUGCUCGUUUUUGAGAACUCGUUUGUUUUUCAUGGAGAAGUGAAUCACUUAAAAUAAAUCAAUACCUAUCUAUCGUCGACUUUACCGAGGCGGUCUUUUCAAAUCAAACUCCACUUGAGGUAUUUGAGGUCGCCUGCAUUCAGAAGGGGAAACUACAUCACAUUCGUGCCAAAAUGAUGCGAGAUAUUGAUGCUUUUGUAUUCGUGUGCGCUCAAAUGAUGACCAAGUAGAGUUCAAAUACAUCAUCAUAGCCUCGCUUUCUCCACUGAUCUGCCAUUUAAACUACUUAUUGUGGUCCAAAAGAGCCCGUUCGUUCCUUAGUUUGCGUUUUAUUAGGGCCGAGGUCCAAUACUAUCCUUCCGUAGGGUUUUGCGUACUAUUGGCUAGAGUGUUCUUUUACAUUUAGCUGUUUCUUUGACUCAUACUGAGGAUUAUAUUUAAGAUUCAUAUUUAUAGAUGGAUUCUAUAAAUCUACUGGGAGAUAUUCAUGCCAGCAGUUCAGGUUCAGGAUGAACUGUGCUCUAUUUUAUAAUGUCAGACACACAGCUUUUUGUACCCAUGAAUAGUUGGAAUGCAGAAAACCGUGUGUGUGUGUGUGUGUGUGAUGCAUUGGCGCACAAGAGGCUGAAAAAAGGUGGUUUUUGGUAUAUUUAAAAACAGAAGUGAGAAGUCUAGUUAAAGCAUCCCUUGAUUCAUGUUCACAAUAGUCUGAUCCUGUAACCAUGUCUGUAAGUAGAGGAUCUCGUCGGUUCCUGUAGAAAUGCCGUUUUGUCCUCCGUCGUUGACUUUGAAGACCUGGACUGACUGGGCUUGACACCAUUCGUGGAACUAAAGACCUUUGUUUUUACUUUCUAUGGAUCUAUCACUUUUGUUUUCUGUUUUAUUGUCUUUAUGGGAGAUAAAGAUGAUGAUGUAUGUGCCAGAUUUGUUUUGUUUUUUUUAAUUGGCAGGUAAUUUCAUUCGUUACUGGGUGUCUGUCAUGUAAAAACUGUAGUUGCAGCAUUUCCAAAACUAAAAUGAAAUCCCAUUAUUCUAUUAUUUUUAUGUGGUCAGCAUCUUCAACUAACUAAUCGUCCGUAUUUGGAUCAGUGUUGAGGACUGUCGUUUUUGCAAUAUCUGGAGAAUAAUUUGUCUGUCAGAAACUAUAUCUGUAUCCUUUCAUUGCAAUAAAAAUAGAACACAA